GCGUAAAGCCCGUUUAGUAUCAGAGAGGUACCAAUAUGGCGGAGGCUUCCUUGGGAAGUACAAGCCCAGUUGGCUCUUUGUCAUCAGAAGAUCACGACUUUGAUCCAACAGCAGACAUGUUGGUUCACGAUUAUGAUGAUGAGCAUACUCUGGAGGAAGAGGAGAUGAGGGAAGGAGAGUCGAACGGGAGUUCGGAGAUCGCAGAUCUGGAAAAGGAGGGGAACAUGCCAUUGGACGAGCUGUUGGCCUUGUAUAGGUAUGAGCCGUCAGUCAGCACGGUUGGAGGCUCGAGUGUGGACAGCUCUUCAGUGGAACUGACGGAUGACUUGCCCGAUAUGACUCUAGACAAAGAGGAGAUAGCUAAAGAUUUGCUGUCUGGAGAUGAUGAGGAAACUCAGUCCUCCGCUGACGACCUCACACCAUCAGUGACCUCGCACGAAACCACAGAUUUCUUCCCCAGAACUCUGCGCUCUAACACUAUUUAUGAUGGAGAUAAAGAGUCUGAGGGUGAGGAGGACGGUUUAAACGCUGAGGACUCUCGGAAGGAGAUCAUGGUUGGAUCUCAGUAUCAGGCUGAAAUUCCCUCCCUCACCUGCUAUGAUGAACAUGAGAAGGUGUAUGAGGAUGAAGAUCAGUUACUGUGGCAGCCGGACGUUUUACCAGAGUGGAAAGUGAAGGUUUUCUUGCAAGAGGCGACUCAGUCAGGAGCUGAUGGACACGGAGAAGGUCUUGUUAAAGACAAUGAACAGGUUCUGUAUGAGCUCGUUAAAUGCAACUACAAUGUCCAUGAAGCUCUCGAACGAUUUCGCAACAAUGAAAAAUCCUCAAAAGGCGAGAUGCUCCCGUGGUCUGAAGAAGAAUGCCGGAAUUUUGAACAUGCUCUUCUUUUAUACGAGAAGAACUUUCACCUCAUACAGAAGCACAAAGUGCACACAAGAACUGUGGCAGAAUGCGUCGCGUUUUACUACAUGUGGAAAAAGUCAGAACGGUUCGACUUCUUUGUCCAACAAAAUCGGUUUGGGAAAAAGAAGUACAGCAGCUACCCUGGAGUAACGGACCUGAUGGACCGGCUGGUGGAUGAAGCAGAAGGUCUGGUGGACGGCUCCGUCUCUGUUUGCUCCAGCAGCAGCGGCAGGAUAGAGCCCUCAGCCGACCAGCAGCUCAACAUCCUCAACUCCAUCACCGCCAGUGACCUCUCCGCACUAACCAGCAGCGUGGCGUCAGUGUGCAACUCGGGAGACGUGAGCUGCCUGGAUUCCUACAACUUCUCCUCGCUGGACGGCCUUCACCGCGGACCCCUGGGCCACGACGAGCCCCUCGGCUUCUCCGGGAACGGAGAAGGAGACUGCCUGAACCUGCUGGACUCUGGCUUCUAUCACUCGGACCUGGGGCAGCUGAACGUGUGCAGCGAGGACUGCGAGAGGCCGCCGGUCAAGAGGCUGAAGAUGGGCCUGUCGGAGCCCUUCCUGAACGAGGUGGCGGUGGACAGCCGCAGCAUGGGCGUCGACUUCGAGGGCCGCACGCACCACAUCACCAGCGCCAAAAUGGCCGUUUCCGUCACUGACUUCGGCGGCCUUUCUGCGGGAGAGGCCGGCAGCUACAUGGGCAGCCACACACUACAUCAGCACACGGCGCUGCAGUCCGAGUGACCUCCCUCCGCCCCCCACGUGACCUUUUGCAAUUACACCCGUGUACAUAGCCGCUCACUGGAAAUUCAACUUUCAAACUUUUGUUUUUGGGCCGUUUUUUUGUUUAUUAAUUAUGUACAUGUGUGUGUAAAUAUGUACAGAUUCCUUUUUUUACUCUGACAUCAGUGAUGUCUUAUUGUACAGACCUUAAUCUUGAGUUCUCAAGAGUUAAUAAUACAGCCAUUUAGUCCGGAAUAUUUUGGAACGUGUCGUGUAUCCUGUCCGAAUACUGUGGAAGCUGAACUCGUGGAGGACUUUCACUUCACAUCGAUAGUUCCCACAAGAGUCGCAGAAGCUAGUCUGUCGUCCCCCAUCCAUUUCCCUGCUUUUUACCAAUGAUGGGAUGUCCUGCCCGUGGUGCACCGACGGCACCUGCAGCGGUGACCUGUACCCACUCUCUGGCUCAAAUAUGAAGCUUUUAUGUGAAAAACUUAAUGGUGAAUUGAGGUGUUUUGUUUCCUAAAGGUGCAAGACUGGUUAACACCAGGGCAUCCAUCACUCUUCCACAUACAUUGUUCUGUAUGUGGUUCUAAUUUUUAAUGCAGUAAAUGCAUUAGACACCUCAAGAGUCAAGAAAAUAUUUAAAAUUAAGUUUAUAUAAAAAUAACAUUUAAGAAAAUAUACAAGUAUGCCCAUACCUGGCGCCCUGGGGUUAAUUAAAUUUUCGCGUUCUGUGGUAAAAAAAAAAAUGUUUAGAAUACUAUACAUUUUAUUCUAUAAACAUUUUUCAUCUAAAUAAUCUCUAGAUCUCUUAAUUAUAAGGUCUUUUAAGAGUCAAAAUAUUCAGAAUAAACAUAAAUGCUAAACGUAAGCUUAAGAAAAAAGAUGGUGAAGCAAAUUAUCCUAAACAUAUUCAUUUACCAAAUAAAGAUAGAGGUGAUUUUCUAAAAAAAAAAAAAAAAAAAACCUUACAUUUAGACCUAAAUAUGGGCAUACGCAACAUUUUACAGACUACAAACUGACAAAAAUCAGUGGUCUACAUAAAUACAUGGUCAUUUAAGCUUUACUGAAGCUGCAACAAAGAUAAAGAUAAAUAAAUGAUCAGCAUCAUUAAUUUCCCUCCUCAACCCCUCUAGAUAUUUCCCCUUCAGAUGGAAGGAAAACCCUGCGACGAAGUGUGUGAUAGACAUUGAAUUUUUUGUAUCUUGUUAUUUAUUUGUGCUCUUUCUAUGCUCCCUUUUGCAAGUCUCUUUGUAGUCACUGAAAAACUGGUGGUAUAUCGUUUUGUUGGGGGGUAUUUAUUGCUAUAAAAAGACCGUUGGACUGCACAUUGGUCACUACGGAGCAAACAAACCUUAGCUGUACUCUUAAGAUCCUCCUUUUUUGGAAAGGAGAAGAAUAUUUGUGAUGUUUUACUGGCUUUGUUGCAGUGUGUUCUGAGACCAGUUGUUCUGUUCCUUUGUUUUGUUCUUUAUGAGAGAAACACAUUUUACUUAAGUGCAGUGCAAGAGCUUUGCCACAAGGGGGCACUAUUGCAACAGUCCUCUAUCGCCCCCUUGAGUACGGAGUGUUUGAACCACCGACAUUAUACCAACUACAUUAUAACGUAUGCUGAAUUUUUACAGCAGGUCCGUAUAUUUGCAGAGCAUUGGCGUUUUUGCGUUUGCGUCUUCAGUAAAAUACGUUUCGACCCUUGAAGUUACUAUUUUGAGUUGAGCUAUAAUCGUUUGCAUGUGGCUAUCAUUUUAUUUAAUUUUUUUUCCCCUCAUAAGGAAAGAAACGAUUAUCUCCUCUAAACGAUUAACGCAUUAUAAUGCCAGUUCUACGUGUUUAGAGCUAUAUUCCCAUUGACUGACUGACCAACUGACCUCUUUCUGUGGCCCCCAAACCACCUUCCUGUUCUUUUCACUGCCAGGUUUUGUUUUAAGAUGUUGUUCGGAGGGUCUCUGCUAGUUUGUAGUUCUGAAAGACAGUUUAAGAGAGAUCCUCAAAGGAGAACAUACGCACUCGUACUCGCGUAUGUGUUUACGGUGAUGUCGAAUUAAAUUCUAUUCUAUCUAUGCAUUUAUUACAGUGAUUUCAACCUGAACGUGGUUAUUGAUGCUGACCGAUCGCACAUAUGAGUUAAAGCCCUUUUACACCAAGUAAUAUAUUUCUGGACAUUAAAAAUCUUUGUGUUCUGUAAAUGAAGUUCUAAAUGCCACAGUUCUCGUAUACAGUUCUUGAAAAAAUUAAGAAAGCACUUCAAUUUCUGAAUCAGUUUCUCUGAUUUUGCUAUUUAUAGGUUUAUGUUUGAGUAAAAUGAACAUUGUUGUUUUAUUCUAUAAACUACAGACAACAUUUCUCCCAAAUUCCAGAUAAAAAUAUUGUCAUUUAGAGCAUUUAUUUACAGAAAUGGCUGAAAUAACAAAAAAGUAUUAACAGUUCAGUAACUUAAUAUUUGGUGGAAUAACCCUGAUGGCUUUUAAUCAUCUUGGCAUCAUGUUCUCCUCCACCAGUCUUACACACUGCUUUUGGAUAACUUCAUGCUGCUUUACUCCUGGUGUAAAAAUUCAAGCAGUUCAGUUUGGUGGUUUGAUGGUUUGUGAUCAUCCAUCUUCCUCUUGUUUAUAUUCCAGAGGUUUUCAAUUUGGUAAAAUCAAAGAAACUCAUCAUUUUUAAGUGCUCUUAUUUUUUUUCCAGAGCUGUAUGACUAUGGUUAAAAUGUCAGUUUCGUACUUGGUGAGAAAAGUUUAUUAAACGACUUGCUGUAAAAGGGCUUUUACGCAAAUCUGUGAGAAGAGACCUGUCUAUGCGAGAGUUUUAUGGGAUUGGAUAAAUGCUAUUUGUGAUUUUUCCCCCCACCCCCACCCCCCUCUCUUCCACACCCCUGUUCCCGUUACCGACAUGAUCAAGUAUAUUUACCUCAGUAUGGCUUUCCUUCGUGAACUCUUUACGUACUCUCUCUCUCUCAUAUGGCAAUAAUUUGUAAAUAUGUACAGACACCAACAUAACCUUCCCACUUUCUCUCUUCCUUGGCAAACAGACUUGAACUUGAAAACUUUAAAAUCUGUGCUUUUGAGUCUGUAACUUAAGUAUUCCACAGAAAUGCCUUUACUUGCUUUAUUGUUUAGCUGAUUAUAUAAAUAUAUAUACAUACAUACAUAUAUAUAUUUUGUUUUUUUGUUUCUUGUUUUUAGUUUUUGCUUUACGAGAGAUUCGCUUAAGAAGAAGAAGAAGAGUUAUUUAUUUAUUUAUUCACUUUAAAGAAAAAACUGCAAGUGGGUGUAGUGUGUUCGAUGUUCAGUACAUGGCGCGCUAAGCUAGGCUAAGCUAAGCUGUCCUCCGCUGCUGGCCCAGGGCUUUUUGGGAGUUUCUGCGGCGACGCAGCUCCAGCUGAGCAUCCUGGUGCUCCCAUCUUCACAGAGGAAGCAGUGAAGUAGUUGAAUGUACAGUAUUAUUAUUAUUAUUAUUAAUAAUAUUACGUUUUAUUACGGGGUUUACGAAACUGAACUGAGCGCGUCGUCUGAGGGAACGAAUGUUUGCUGGUUAAGGCAUGACCCUCUCUGCAGUGUUGCCUUAACACUUGUUGCUUAUUCAGAAUAAAAAAAAAAAAGAAAAAUACAAAAAAAAAUAAGUUGCAUGUUUAAAAUCUACCUGAAAAAGAAACACAAAGACAACGGCCUCUUUGGGAGUGACAAAAUAACGGAAACAUCUCUCGUUCUGUUUUUGUAGCCCGAGAAAAAAGGUCUUUUAUUCCCGUUUUCCUUCUUUUUCUUUUCUUAUUCCGAGAAUUUAUAGAAGGCUGGUUAGAGAAAGUGACCUGAGGACGUUUCGCUCUCGCGCUGCGUAAAACCGUUUCCUGUUCCUGAGGCCAGAAAUUCUCCAUUCUGUUUCUGUUCGUUUUUUUGUUUUUCAUUACAUACUUGAAGGAUGUGUACUGAUACCAUUUUAUUUAAAUACACUUAAGAAAAAGAAACAAUAUUCUCAGAUUUUGAGUCGUGUAAUUUUGUGCAAUUCAUUUCUCCUGUCCCUCCAAGGAUCGAGCAGAGCUUUAGAAAAUUGUGUUGGUGAAGUAACUUAUUCAUGUCCAAAGUUUGUAUGAAAAGUACUAGCUUAAAAUUGUUGUAAAUGUAGUGAUGGUCAUUUGCUUCCACAGGCGAAAACGUUUUUAAAAAUGUAAAUUUGAAAACAAGAAAAAAAAAAGUUUUUCGGAAGAAUGCUUAAGUAAUUUUUUUUUUACAUUCGUUCACUUUUUUUGUGCUGGGGGAUAAAAGAAGAAAACAAAAAGCAUUACAGUCAGAAUAAAUAAUUUUCUUCAACACUUAUUUUGGUGUAAAGAAAUUCUAGUGUAAAAAUAGACAAUCAAAAGCAGUAAUUACUAUUCAAAAAGGAAAAUUUUAUCAUUCAUAAUGUUUGUACAUAGACACUGUUUCUGUUUUUUUUUAUUUUUAUUUUGUAUUUUAUGUUAUACUUAAAUAACUGGCAAACAGAUCCAGGAAUAAAGUUCUGGAAAUAUUA
Molecule: messenger RNA, 6128 nt
Organism: Astyanax mexicanus (Mexican tetra)
Lineage: Eukaryota; Metazoa; Chordata; Actinopteri; Characiformes; Acestrorhamphidae
Gene: mier3a
Product: mesoderm induction early response 1, family member 3 a
Exons: 13
Coding region: 36-1649 (537 amino acids)
Biological process (GO): negative regulation of transcription by RNA polymerase II
Cellular component (GO): nucleoplasm
Molecular function (GO): transcription corepressor activity; histone deacetylase binding
Source: RefSeq, a predicted model, not a curated record